This is a messenger RNA of Monosiga brevicollis MX1, 1119 nucleotides long. RefSeq lists its product as uncharacterized. The record is from RefSeq and is a predicted model, not a curated record. NCBI's taxonomy places the organism in Eukaryota, Choanoflagellata, Craspedida, Salpingoecidae. The transcript is spliced from 8 exons. Gene Ontology annotation, biological process: regulation of cyclin-dependent protein serine/threonine kinase activity; regulation of canonical Wnt signaling pathway. Gene Ontology annotation, cellular component: plasma membrane. Gene Ontology annotation, molecular function: protein kinase binding; cyclin-dependent protein serine/threonine kinase activator activity. Bases 1 to 1119 code for a protein of 372 amino acids.
AUGGAUAUUGUAGCACUCCUUUCCUUGGCCAAGCUCUCUCAUCUCAUCUCUCUCUCUGCUCUCUCGCUCUCUCUCUCUCUGGCGCUCUGGCUCACGCCCAAUGAGACGGCAGCCCGGUGGUCUGGCGGGAGAUCUAACAGCCGGCCGCCCGUGGCCAACUCCGCCGCCGCCCGUACCAACGGCAUGCCGUCUCAAGCUGCAUCCAUUCCGGAAGAAAGCCUGGAGCACAUCUCCGACCGUCAAGAUCAUGGCGAACAUGAGGUGCAGAUUCUGCACAAUCUCAUGCCCCUGUCCGCAGCUUCGCCCUCGCUGCCGCGCUCCUCCAAGCCCCGCCGGCGCAUGUCGGUGCACGAGGAUGAGGAGGUGGCUGGAACCAUGAAUCUUGCCAACUCGCAAAAAUUCAAUUCCACGUCCACCAUCUUUGUCGACUCCACCGUGAGCUCUCCCAACCUCGAGGAAACACUUCGUUGCGUUGCCCUUGCACUGCAGUACAUCCUUCAGGACGGUCAUCGUCAAGAAGCACCCAAGCUCUUUAGCGAACGCUUUGAUGAAAAGCGUUUUCCACUCUCGGAAGCCCAAGUCCGUCGUGACUAUGCCACCCGCAUUCCGUCUGAAGAUCGAAUCUACCAGUUUUUGGCCAAGCUCUUUACCACCGCCUCCCUCACCGCAGAGUGCGGCAUCAUCACCCUGGUGUACAUCAAUCGCGUCAUCACCUACACCGGCCUCGCCCUACACGCCAGCAACUGGAAGCGUGUUGCGCUCGGUGCUGUCCUCAUCGCCUCCAAGUGCUGGGAUGAUCAAGCCGUGUGGAAUGUGGACUUUUGCAGCUUCCUUCCCCGAAUCAGCAUCGAAGACAUGAAUGAGCUGGAGCGUACCUACCUCGAGAUGCUGGAUUUCAACAUCGGUGUCGAAUCGAGUGUUUACGCCAAGUACUACUUUGAGCUGCGGGACUUGGCCGAACGCUUUGACAAGGCUUUCCCGUUGGACCCGUUAGACAAGGCGACUGCCAGCCGUCUGGAUGCCAUGAGUACUCGCCGAGAUAUUGUCAAGGCCCAUGCCCUUCGUGCUGCCCGCAGUCUCGACCACGACACGUUUAAAGCCCGUGCCAUUCUCUCAUAG